Messenger RNA from Pipistrellus nathusii (Nathusius's pipistrelle), 819 nucleotides. The record is from the annotation of a GenBank genome assembly. NCBI's taxonomy places the organism in Eukaryota, Metazoa, Chordata, Mammalia, Chiroptera, Vespertilionidae.
AUGAUGCUCCCCGCGGUGCUCCUGCUGCUGGCCCUCGCUGGGCCGGCCCGGGGCCUGGGCUCCCUGGUGCACUGCGAGCCGUGCGACGAGAAGGCGCUGUCCAUGUGCCCGCCCAGCCCGCUGGGCUGCGAGCUGGUCAAGGAGCCGGGCUGCGGCUGCUGCAUGACGUGCGCGCUGGCCGAGGCGCAGGCGUGCGGCGUGUACACGGAGCGCUGCGCGCAGGGCCUGCGCUGCCUGCCGCGCCAGGACGAGGAGAAGCCGCUGCACGCGCUGCUGCACGGCCGCGGCGUCUGCAUGAACGAAAAGACCUACCGCGAGCAAGUCCGGGCCGAUCGGGAAUCCCAGGAGCACGAGGACCCAACCACCGCUGAGGGGGCUGAGGAGACCUACCCCACCAAGCACUUCCGUCCCAAUUCCAAACACUCCCGCAUCUCCGAGCUGAAGGCCGAGGCCGUGAAGAAGGACCGCAGAAAGAAGCUGAGCCAGGCCAAGUUUGUGGGGGGAGCCGAGAACACCGCUCAGACCCGGGCCAAUGCUGCCCCCGAGAUGAGACAGGAAUCCGAACAGGGCCCCUGCCGCAGGCACAUGGAGGCUUCCCUGCAGGAGCUUAAAGCCAGCCCUCGGAUGGUGCCCCGUGCCGUGUACCUGCCCAACUGUGACCGCAAGGGAUUCUACAAGAGAAAGCAGUGCAAGCCUUCCCGUGGCCGCAAACGCGGCAUCUGCUGGUGCGUGGACAAGUACGGGAUGAAGCUGCCGAGCAUGGAGUAUGUUGAGGGGGACUUCCAGUGCCACUCCUUCGACAGCAGCAACGUUGAGUGA